Molecule: messenger RNA, 2089 nt
Organism: Pistacia vera
Lineage: Eukaryota; Viridiplantae; Streptophyta; Magnoliopsida; Sapindales; Anacardiaceae
Product: disease resistance protein RPP2B-like
Exons: 4
Coding region: 1-1266 (421 amino acids)
Source: RefSeq, a predicted model, not a curated record
AUGACGGAACUACUGAUUGCAUCGUCCACGCCCUCCGUUUCAUCGUCAUACUCCGAUCUCUUCAGCCACGCUUCACUCAGUUCAACGCCCUCCAUUUCAUCGUCAUACUCCACUCUAAAAACUCCCUCUUCAUCUUUCCUAAUUUCCCAGCUAGUUGAUGAAACUCUUCCAGAACAACCUUCAACCCGUGAGGGAAAUUUAAAAGCAUUGAAGAUACUUGAAGUCAAGGGAAUUGCUAUAAGAGAAGUACCACCAUCUAUAACAUGUUUGAAAUUCCUUGACAAGUUAUCUUUGGCCAGAUGUAGGAAUCUGGAGGUGCUCAGUUUCCUAGAGUAUGCUUUCCCAAGCUGGUGGUUGUGGAAACUAGAUUUGACUGACUGUGGUAUCGAAGUGUUACCCAACGAUCUUGGCCGAAUACGCUCACUGGUGAGAUUAUAUCUGGGCCGAAACAAUUUUGAGAGCCUACCAGUGAGCAUCAAAGACCUCUCUAACUUGUUAUGGCUAGAUUUACGCAAUUGCGAGAAGCUUAAAUCCUUACCGGAGCUUCCACAGCGGUUAGAGACAAUAGAGGCACGGGGUUGCACCUCACUUGAAGCAUUAUCAGGUUUACCAAGUCUGUGCCCAAGUACGUUCUACACGAUUUGCUUCAUCAAUUGUUUCAAACUGAAAUUAGAUGAACUCCCAGAUUUGAAAUUACACCAAUUGCUUCAUCAACUGUUUUUCCCUGAAGAAGAAGUAACGAGAGACUACUUGCAGCGAUCGAUAUUCUCGUCAAGUGCUUGUAUAUGUUACCCUGGAAGCAAAAUUCCAGAGUGGUUUAGCCUUAAAAGUACUGGAUUUGAGAUAAAGCUUCCAGCAGGUUGGCUCAGUGAUGACUUAAUUGGUUUUGCUUUCUGUGCUGUUGCAUCUUUUCGAGACUAUCAAGAGCUUGGAACUUUCACAGUAAGAUUUCGUUUGCUUGUUAACGAGGAGAUCGUUUCCUUUGGCCAUUUGUUUAAAUAUAAUGGGCAUGAGGUUAUUGAAUCCGAUCAUGUAUUCGUUGGAUAUGAUUUUGCUAUCAUGUUCGAUGCAUUGCCUACACUCAAUUUGAAUAGUGAGGGCUACAUUAUGUUCUAUGUUGAGCAUGGAAGUGAGAAUAGCAUUGAUUUCAGCAAGGUGAAAAAGUGUGGAGUCAGAUUGCUGUACGCCAAAGAUAAUUAUAUGGGAACAGAUGCAAAAGUGGACAGAGACCAGAGAUUGAAACCUAUAGCUGGUGCCUCCAUUUAGAAAUAUACAAGCGACCAAUAAACAGGCACGCCCUCCCAAACGACUGAAAGGAAAGCAAAAAGCUGCAAAAACACGCCAAAGUACUGUUAAUCAUAUAAGGAUAUAUUCUUUAUGGGAAAGGAUUAACAGGAUCAUUACUCUGUUGUGGGAGGAAGCUAACCAAGUAAUGAAAGAAGUUCAAGCUGACCAACAAUGAAAGACAAUACUACUUGCUUUGUUCAGAAUUGAAAAAUUUAUAGUGAUUGUUUCAGUCUUGUUUGGUCUCUGCUGCACACACUAACAAUAACCUUUUAGCUUGGCCUGUCGACACAUAUUGUGAUGGCCGUCAUUCUGAAAUUCUCUGGAUUUUCUUCGCUGGAAUUCAGAUUAUGUUGCCGAACUAUUUAAUGAGAUAUGUUAGAUGAAGGCAACUGCUAUAUGAUCUUUUAGUGCCGGGUGCUUUUUGUGUUGUGAUUCAACAUAGUUACUAUCUAAUAUUGAUGAUGUUUGGUUUUCUGGGCAGUGAAAUGAUGUUGAUUGCUCUUUCUACUCUUGUAAGCUGCUACUAUUUGGUUAACUGUUUUCUAUGUGAAACCCUGGUUGGUUUUUCUGGGCUUUUCCUGAUGCUUUUGCCUUCUGAGGCUGGCUUUGUUUCUUGUAUUUGUAUGGCUAUGCUGUGGCUAUAUAAUACCAUGUAAAAGUACAUGUCACAAGUUUUAUGUUUUUGUUUUACAAGGUUCAUGUUGAUGUGUUGUUGCAGUGAUUUAUUGUAAAAAAACUCAGCUUUUGAUUAUCACAAACAUUUUUGGAUGAUAUCUUAUUGAUGGGCUUUUUUUUUUUUUUU